UCGUCGCGGCAGCCACUCAGAGGGCGCCUUCUUGGCAGGUGCGGCGGGGGCAGCUUGCUCAGCCCCUCCAUGCGGCCCGGCGCCGUGGACCGCAGCUCUCUUAUGAUGGGACACCCGGGGAUGCCGCAUUACCCACCCAUGGGAAUGCACCCCAUGGGGCAGAGGCCACCAAACAUGCCCCCAGUUCCACAUGGCAUGAUGCCUCAGAUGAUGCCCCCGAUGGGAGGACCACCAAUGGGGCAGAUGCCUGGAAUGAUGCAGUCAGUCAUGCCUGGAAUGAUGAUGUCUCACAUGUCCCAAGCUGCUAUGCAGCCUACGGUUCCGCCAGGGGUGAACAGCAUGGAUGCACAAGUAGGUGUGACGCCUCCUGGAACUCAGACAACACAUCCCGUGGUUUGUGCAGCUCAGCAAACAGCCACGACCAACAGUUCAGGCAGCGAGGAGCACUCUAAACAGAAAUCGACGUGGACGGAGCACAAAUCGCCUGAUGGCAGAACCUAUUACUACAACACUGAAACAAAGCAGUCCACAUGGGAGAAGCCAGAUGAUCUUAAAACACCUGCUGAGCAAUUGCUGUCUAAGUGCCCCUGGAAAGAGUACAAAUCUGAUUCUGGAAAGCCAUACUACUACAACUCCCAAACUAAGGAAUCACGCUGGGCAAAACCCAAAGAACUCGAAGAUCUGGAAGCACUGAUCAAAGCUGAAGAAAACAGCACCAAGACUGAAGAAUCUGCUUCAGCAGCUUCUGCUGCAGGCGAUGCAGCCAACACAGCCGCCACAGCCACGGCUGCUGCUGAGGCUGCCACAGCUGGUGCUGCCGGCGCUGCUGCAGCCUCUGAAACAGAAAGCACUGCUGCCUCUGCUGUGGUAGAAAACGAGAGUGCUGCUGCAGCCACAGCUGAGGAUCAGGGGCAGCAAGCAACUUCAGCUCCUGCAGCUCAGGAACAGAGUGCAGAAGGUGCUGCUAACGCAGCCGAUGACUCCAAGCAGGACGGUUCAGCAGAUGCUUCAAAGAAGGAGGGCGAUGAUGCGCAGCCAGUUAAAAAAACCUACACCUGGAAUACAAAAGAAGAAGCAAAACAGGCAUUUAAAGAACUCCUAAAAGAAAAGCGAGUACCAUCCAAUGCUUCUUGGGAGCAAGCCAUGAAGAUGAUCAUUAAUGAUCCUAGAUACAGUGCUUUGGCAAAGCUGAGUGAAAAAAAGCAAGCCUUUAAUGCUUACAAAGUUCAAACAGAAAAAGAAGAAAAAGAAGAAGCAAGAUCAAAAUACAAAGAAGCUAAAGAGUCCUUCCAGCGUUUUCUGGAGAACCAUGAGAAGAUGACAUCCACAACACGAUACAAAAAAGCUGAACAAAUGUUUGGGGAGAUGGAGGUGUGGAAUGCAAUAUCUGAGCGUGACCGCCUGGAGAUUUAUGAAGAUGUUUUGUUUUUUCUGUCUAAGAAAGAAAAGGAACAAGCCAAGCAGUUACGGAAGAGGAACUGGGAAGCUCUGAAGAACAUCCUUGAUAACAUGGCCAACGUCACUUACUGCACUACUUGGUCAGAGGCUCAGCAGUACCUGAUGGACAACCCUACGUUUGCAGAAGAUGAGGAACUUCAGAAUAUGGAUAAGGAGGAUGCACUGAUCUGCUUUGAGGAACACAUCAGGGCAUUGGAAAAAGAGGAGGAAGAAGAAAAACAGAAAAGUUUACUGAGAGAAAGAAGGCGGCAGCGGAAAAACAGAGAAUCUUUUCAGAUAUUUCUAGAUGAGCUGCACGAGCACGGACAGUUACAUUCAAUGUCCUCUUGGAUGGAGUUGUACCCAACCAUAAGCUCUGACAUCAGAUUCACUAACAUGCUUGGUCAGCCUGUUUCUUUAUCAGGAUCAACAGCGCUCGAUCUCUUCAAGUUCUAUGUUGAAGACUUAAAAGCACGUUACCACGAUGAAAAGAAGAUCAUAAAAGAUAUCUUAAAGGAUAAAGGAUUUGUAGUGGAAGUGAACACUUCUUUCGAAGACUUUGUUACAGUCAUCAGUUCAACUAAGAGAGCCACCACUUUAGAUGCAGGAAAUAUCAAGCUGGCUUUCAAUAGUCUGCUGGAAAAGGCAGAAGCCCGUGAAAGAGAAAGGGAAAAAGAAGAAGCUCGCAAAAUGAAGCGGAAAGAGUCUGCCUUCAAGAGCAUGCUGAAACAGGCUACUCCUCCCAUCGAGCUGGAUGCUGUCUGGGAAGAUAUCAGAGACAGGUUUGUGAAGGAACCAGCAUUUGAAGAUAUCACUCUAGAGUCUGAAAGGAAAAGAAUAUUUAAAGAUUUCAUGCAUGUACUCGAGCACGAGUGUCAGCAUCAUCAUUCAAAGAACAAGAAACAUUCUAAGAAAUCCAAAAAGCACCACAGGAAGAGGUCCCGCUCUCGCUCGGGCUCGGAGACGGAGGAUGAUGAUAGCCAUUCAAAGAAGAAAAGGCAACGUUCAGAAUCUAGAUCUGCUUCUGAGCGUUCUUCCAGUGCAGAAUCUGAGAGAAGUUACAAGAAAUCAAAAAAACACAAGAAAAAGAGCAAGAAAAGAAGACAUAAGUCUGAUUCACCAGAAUCUGAUAUUGAACGAGAAAAAGACAAAAAAGAAAGAGAGAGAGAAAGUGAAAAGGAUAGAGCUAGACAAAGAUCUGAAUCAAAACAUAAAUCUCCGACUAAAAAACGACCUGGAAAAGAUUCUAUUGAUGUCAAAGGAGAUGAGGACAGCUGGUUAAACGCUGAGGGCAACUGGGACACCUCGGGCAGCGAGCUGAGCGAAGGGGAGCUGGAAAAGCAGAGGCGGACGCUUUUGGAACAACUGGAUGAAGAUCAAUGAGAACGUUAUUUAUACCAAAUAUGUUUACAUUGUGGCAUAAUAAAAGAAACCAAUGUUUAAUUCA
Molecule: messenger RNA, 2884 nt
Organism: Centrocercus urophasianus (Greater sage-grouse)
Lineage: Eukaryota; Metazoa; Chordata; Aves; Galliformes; Phasianidae
Gene: PRPF40A
Product: pre-mRNA processing factor 40 homolog A
Exons: 27
Coding region: 70-2820 (916 amino acids)
Biological process (GO): mRNA cis splicing, via spliceosome
Cellular component (GO): U2-type prespliceosome; U1 snRNP
Molecular function (GO): RNA binding; protein binding
Source: RefSeq, a predicted model, not a curated record